GUUAAUAAUGCGAACAAGAUGACGUCGAGCAAAGACGGCAAAAUUGUUGAAGACGAGGAUCUUCGUGGCCAUGCUCAACAAGAGCAAACGGCUGACGACAUGGACCCUAGUAGUUCUUCCUUUGCAAGAGACACUCUGACAAAGACGGGAAGCGAGAGUAAAGCAGACGUCGCGAGCGCAGCGGUCCACCAGCAACUGAAGAUGUUCGACCCGAUCACUAGAGCACCGGCAAACGCGGCGUCACCGUCCACGAUGCAACGCCUUCCGGCGUCAGAAAUCGCACAGCGGGAUGCGCAGGAAAUCACCGACGUAGCGAAAUCUCUGUCAUCCUCUUCUCCCCCAGAACUAGACGUGGUUGCAGCUUCCUUCAGCGGAGAGGAGGCGCAAGUACAUGAAUACGAGCAGCUGCAUGAAAAAUAUCGAGGUCUACUUGACGAAGUUGCACGACAACAGCUGCAGCUCGCAAAUGAAGCACUACUUGCUGAAGACACUGCUCGUGAUGUAAACGCGGCACUACCUGAUGCUCUUUCUGGGAGCGCAUUUUCACGCAUUCUGGAGACAACCAAUGCUGACGGAUCCUUGCAGUCUUUCGGAUCGGAUGCGGGAAUCGAGCUCUUCUUCAUGAAAGUUCUCAAGCCCUUCUUGGUGACACUUGCCACCUUCAUGCCCGGCGGGCUACUGCCUGUCCAACUAGAGUUAUGAACUGCACAUACAAGUACAAGUAGAGCUGUAAAAAAAAUUUAGCGUUGACGCAGUCACUGGGUGUGGCUCAAUAGAGCGGCUUGCUCGUUCCUACUCGACUCCUUAGCAAUGAAAAUUACUGCUCAAGCAACACGGGAUUAGGAGAGCGCCCUUUCAUCUCUAAUAAGUGAAAAAGUGGAAACUUUCACCGGCGGCGUGGCGUUAUACCUCGCACAAGCGGUAACGCCGUUGGUCGCAGAUCUUGAGCAGAAUGUUCCUGAUGAUGAGAUCAAGACCAUGACCGACAGCGAACUACUACAAGAAGACCACCAGCAUCUCUUAGAACAGGUUUCGUUGCUUCUCAGCGACCACGGUGGUGUAGAUCAAUUAGCGGUGAGCCCGGUCACGCAGGUGAAAGCAGCCGCUGGCAUUUUGCUACUUGCCGCGGUCGCUGGAAUCAUUGAGGUUCUCGUCGUAGAAGCCCUGAAGAUUCCAUUUUCCGUCGUGGAGCAGUACGAAGGUCGCCUACUUCGUUUCCUGGUGCGCUGCCGGCGUCGCAUGCUGGUUGCCGGAACUGGCGCCAACGAUGAGGAGCAGCAUGUUAAGGGUCCCAAGUCCAACACUGCACUUCCAAUGUAGCAUUACUCCGCGCUCUUUCUCUAUCCUCUCAUCCUGAAAAAUCAAGGCGGGAUGAAUUGUGGAGUGCAGUGUCUGCCUCGGGUUUCUAACUAGUAUGGCAGGGUGGACACUACAGUUGCAGUUCAGAGCCCUGAGAAGAUGAGCGGCGCUAUUUCCACGGGACCUUCUGCAGAAGCUGAGGCAAAUGGAAUUGCGACUAGUAUAAACGGGGCUGGCGGCACCAACAGUGCGGCAAGCGACGUUCCGCGUGCUAACAUGAGCAUGGAGGCCUCCAGAACUGGGGACAAACGUGGGAAGCGACGCAUCCUUUAGGGAGAGCGACGGGUUCGGCGCUUCCGUUGCUCAUACACAGCGUAUCAGAAUGAAAAAGGAAGGGAAGAAUCUCUGAUGUAGAAUAUUGUUCGUCAGAUAUCGUCAUAAGAACGCUAUAAUAAGGAGCGAGUUCUUUUCACAAUAGUGGACUUAUCCCGUGCAACAAUAAUAUUUCUCUAUGUCCACUACAUGCUUAUUAACUCCGUACCUUCCUGAGGUUUAUGUAUCUACUUGUCGAUUACUGCAUAUUUAUUGUCUGAGUCGAUGUUUGUCUACACAUAUUUAUGCUUUGCCUUGAUGAAGACGUAUUUUCUAAAGCAGAUAGUUGUCCUUAGUCGAAAGGACUGCACUAUCAUCAUUUGUUAGUUGUUAUUGUGGCUGUUCUGGAGUAGUCCGCCUGUAUAUUAUACUGUGAGGCAUAUUAUUAGUAGUGCAUACCACUUCUCUUGACCAGAUCAUGCGAGUGUCAGAAAUUUCAAAGCCUGUCGUCCUCUCUUGUGAAAAGGACAGGUAACCUCGGGAGCAAGCAUCGAGCACCCUCUCGUGCCUCUUUUUUUUUGCAAUUUUGGAUUAUCGCGUAGACGGGAGAAUAUAUUUGAUAGGGAUAGCCAGGUGGCUCGUUUUUCUCAUCAGUAGACCGGUGGAAGAGUUUCAACUUACUUUAGAGUGUUGCAGCUACAUUUAGCCAGCAUUUUCAGAAGGUCAGGUACGAAAAUGCGACGCAGCUUAGGUUGGUCCUCGGCAGUUUUUUUAAAUGCUUAUCUACAGCCUAUGCUUCUAAGAAGGAUGUUACAAGUUAGUUUUCCUUUAUUAUCGAAUCUCGACGAUGUGUGAUGUUGCGGUGCAGCUAGAUAGUGCAUAAUAUCCCUAGUCCGCUGUACGACACAAGCACGACCUUACGCGGACACUGUGCCACGUUUUUACCAGGACCUAGCACAAAAGAGAAUGCAACUAAUUUAAUUUAACCUAAACCCGUCGUCCUUGACUGGGUAUCUUUCUCAUCAUCAUCGUCACGAUCUGUGACGUAUUCUGAUAGGGGUCGUCCGAGUAAGUAAGUAUUUGGACGAUGGAAUUCGACGAGCGUGUAGAAAGAAGGUUACGAAAAAAUGAGCUUGACUACUGUUGCAUCUGAGCCACACUACACCUAGCGACUCUCUGUCAGAAUUACUGCGCACCUGCAUAUCCUAGCUGGGCUCGUCUCUAUGGCGCUUUUUGGCAGGUGCCAUAUUAAGUAUUUCCAUACAUAUCAUAUUCAAUGGUAGUGGAGAUAUACUUGAAAAACUAUUUUGAGAUGCACUGACGAUGUGCAGCUUUCCGUUCUAGAACUGGACCUCUGUAUCUGAGAAAUCAACGCCACUGGUCUGGCAAAUCAGCUAGCUCUCGAUAUCAAAUAUAGUGAAAGAGCUUAGGGCCUCAGGGUUUAGGUCUAUGAUUACAGUCACAGGACGGGGCCCGAUCCGUGCGCAUGAACGAAUGAAUGACUGAGAGUUCGACUCUUUCGUCUGAAUUUCAAUAACUAGUGCAUCCCGAGAAAGGUGUUAGGUGCAAAUGCAUAAACUUGUCGAAUGAAGAGUGGUUCUUCCGAAAAUAGUUGCCGAGAAUAUUCACGGCUCGUUGUGAAUGACAAUUACGCGACCUCGAACAGAGAAGGAUAGAUCCGUGCUAGGUUUGAGUUAUCAAAUAGUCGAGUAUAAUGAAGGUACGGACUGCGAAGUUAGUAUCAUGGUGCUUGUUUCUGUAGCCGUUGUCCAAGCGCAGACCUUGUGUAACCGUCCUCGUAGUGAGACAUCAAAAAGCAGACCUGAAAUUGCUUUUUCUGAAAUCUAAGGAGUGACUAUCAGCUGCGACGCAAGCUAAUCUCAACCUCCUGGAGCUGAGGUGCAGACGUUCGCAGAUGCAGCAAAGAAAGAUCUAUACUACUAUUACAUCUUGGGCGCAUCUUUUAAUUACUAUCAGCUGCGACGUAAUGACGAUGUUGAUCCGGACAAACAGACGGGACCACUUUUCUUGGUUCCGCCGGCAACAUACUGAAACGGGAGAUCUUCCCACUGUCAGCCAGAGCAUCCACAUCUCUCAUGCACCAUGGAGAAUGAAGACGAGAAGCUAUCCGUACACGAUGACGACCCAAGUUGCAUGCUUCCUCUGAGAUGACCGAUGUUGUUAUGCCAGAUGUCAGCAUCGAGAGUGUGAGCGCAAGAGAAACUGCUCUAGACGGAGCGAACUUUUUUCAUGAUCCUCAAAAAGAGGAUAUAUUUUUCCCUACAACUCCGUUUUCCUCCGUGAUGUUACUUAUACUUGGUAAACUCUGUUCUCUCUCGUUGUCGGUGACUUACACUCACAAUCACUGCGUCAGGUCAAUGGCUUCUAGCAAAUAGAUGUGUGUAGGAGUUGGAGUCUGGUAUUGAACACGCGUUUGUUCGAGCAAUUAUAUCCAUUUUGCAGGCUAGCUAUGGACUCGAAAUCGAAAUUUUCGAAAAACGCACUUCUCGAAGAAACUACUGCGAGAGGCCAGUCAUCCAUUGAGAAUAGGCAAGGACUGUUUCUCCUUAGAGGUGAUGCGCGUGUGUUGAGCGGUGCGAUAUACGGAAGUUAGAGGAUGCUUAGACUCCUACUAGUUUUCCUCAACAUAUUUUAGUGAGAUUCGAAAAAUUGAAAAAAGACUCGACGUUCCAGAAACUUAAUAGCAUGAGAAGCAGUGUAGUAUGCAGAGUCUAACUUUUUGUGUUGCUCUCUGGCUUAGAAUUUGGAAUGUUCGUGUUUAUCUGGAUCAAACAAAUUAGCAGAGUCUGUCUUCAGCAGAGUCACUUUAGCUGCAUUACUCGGACGAGUCGUGAAAGUAAUCGUUGCGAGGAAGACAGAUAAUUAUGAAUUAGAAUGUGCAGCAGCAAGCGUUGAGGUACAAAAACUAACUGGGAAAAUUGGCGAAGCCUUUACAUGAUCUCAACAUAGUCUUAACCUGACGGUGACCGGUGAGACUUUCCUUGCUAUUUUUCUUUGGAUCUUUCAUACUUGUUUUCUUAUUUACUUUUUUAUCACCGCUCUGUCUAGUGAUUGCGUCUACCGCAAGUGACACCGAUCAAUCAACGAUUUUUCAAUGAUAUUGCUAACUGGGAG
Amoebophrya sp. A25 is the source of this 4746-nucleotide messenger RNA. Lineage: Eukaryota; Dinophyceae; Syndiniales; Amoebophryaceae. The record is from the annotation of a GenBank genome assembly.